Sebastes umbrosus (honeycomb rockfish) is the source of this 1413-nucleotide messenger RNA. Its product is annotated as gamma-crystallin M2-like. The transcript is spliced from 2 exons. The record is from RefSeq and is a predicted model, not a curated record. Gene Ontology annotation, molecular function: structural constituent of eye lens. Lineage: Eukaryota; Metazoa; Chordata; Actinopteri; Perciformes; Sebastidae. The coding region runs from base 809 to 1360 and encodes 183 amino acids. Gene Ontology annotation, biological process: visual perception; lens development in camera-type eye.
GGAGGAGCAGCUGCUUUGAAGUAUCACACAGCUUCAACUUAUAGCACAAAAAGUCAGCUGUCAUUCUUUUCAAAGAACUGCUUCACAAGUACAGAAUAGGCCGUGAAUCUUCUUUCCAAUACCUACAAUUCAAAUUGUCAUAAGGUAUUAAAACAAUCUUCAACCAUCUACACUAGCAGAAGAAAUAGUUAAGCUGAAAACACCUUAAAAAAUCCUGUGAUCUGACAAUAUCAAUCAAAGUGGGAAAAAGAUUUAUUCUUCUCACUAACAACAAAAACGCCUGCACCAUAAUCUGUACAAACACAUUCACAAUGACAAAUAACCCCAACUUUCAACUCAUAUAAUGUACAGUACGAGGUAAACCACAGAACACAGCUCACACUCCCAAAAAAUGCACCAAAUGGGUCUCUCAGAUUCAAGUCACUGCUCACUAUCCUCCGACAGUGACACCUUAGACGAUUACAUCCAUGCGAUAUGGCACUGCUCACCCCGCUUCUGGAAGGAAACCAAUGGUAAACUGUCCCUCAUAUUGGACUGCCAGGUUCACUGAAAAAUCUAUUGUUAAUUGUCCCGUAGUCAUAGUUUUGUGUUCCUUUUGUUUUCCUCAAACAAAACCAAACUAUUCACAUGUUACAAAAGGCCUUUCUAAAGACUGCGAGGUACCCAGUCCCUGAAAAAAAAAGUAUUCUGUUGACUUCAAUAGUAAGUUGCUGAAUAAGCGGGUUCUCUGGUGGGGUGGUCAGGUAUAAAAGGAAAGGGUUAAACGGUAGGAAGGCAGUUCAGGAGAAGCAGCACAUCUACAGCCAACAUGAGCGCCGGCAUGAACAUGAGGGGCAAGAUCACCUUCUACGAGGACAGGAACUUCCAGGGUCGUUCCUACGAGUGCAUGAGCGACUGCUCUGACAUGUCCUCCUACAUGAGCAGGUGUCACUCCUGCAGGGUGGAGAGCGGCUGCUUCAUGGUCUACGACCGCACCAACUACAUGGGAAACCAGUACUUCAUGAGGAGGGGCGAGUACUCUGACUACAUGAGCAUGAUGGGAAUGAGAGACUGCAUUAGGUCUUGCCGUAUGAUCCCCAUGCACAGAGGCCAGUACAGGAUGAAGAUCUACGAGAGGGAGAACUUCGGUGGUCAGAUGCAUGAGCUGAUGGAUGACUGCGACAACAUAAUGGACCGCUACCGUAUGAACGAUUGCAUGUCCUGCAACGUGAUGGACGGCCACUGGCUGAUGUACGAGCAGGCCCACUACAGAGGCAGGCAGAUGUACAUGAGGCCCGGAGAGUACAGGAGCUUCAGUAACAUGGGAUCCAGUAACAUGAAGUUCAUGAGCAUGAGGCGUAUCAUGGACUCUUGCUACUAAAUGUUGAAUUAAAUAUUAACUGAAUGUAUCAAAUGCCACUAAAUAAAGUAAUU